Ceraceosorus bombacis is the source of this 1125-nucleotide messenger RNA. Lineage: Eukaryota; Fungi; Basidiomycota; Exobasidiomycetes; Ceraceosorales; Ceraceosoraceae. The record is from the annotation of a GenBank genome assembly.
AGUUCUCGUGAUCGCCUUGAUUGAAGUGUAUGCCAAACGAUCGCUGACGUGAAACAGUGACGAAGGUCAACCGCGUGUGAAGAUUUUUGGUAAGAUGACGACCAGCGUCCAGUCUGAGUGUUGAUUGCAGUGAAAAGUUUGUGUCAGAGACUCAGUCUCUUGAGUUGAGUCAAGGCGGGUGAAAAGCGUGGAUAAUGAUGGGCGGCCUCAGGAGAGGUUCGCCACUCCUUUAUAGCGCAAGAUGAGCGUACGCAGUAGCACCCAAACACGGGCUAUCUUUGGGCUGCAAAGGUCUUGGUGGCCACAUAAAGCUACAAUUGCGCCCAGCGUUCGACGUUUCUGACAUGUCCCGCGCUUUAUUGCCCGACGACAAACGACGACGUCUCUGUGCCUGCUGCAUUCACGCAGACCAUCAGACCAUUGGCGUCUCUAGUGCGCCGUAGGCGCAGCGUCGUUGCCGAAAUGUCAACAGCGUGUACGUCUUUUCCCGACACGGCGUUCCAUCCAAUCAGGGCAAAUGGAGUUCGCCAGACUCUUGCCACCUUGAUCUUCGCGUAGACCUUGGCAGCGCCGUCGGGAGCGCGGUCGGGAGCGGAAUUUGGACCAAAAGACGACAUUUGAUCGGAAUUUGCGGGCGGCAAUGAAGAGUACCAGCAUCGAGGACGAUGUGACUGCCUUUUGAAUGGAAGAAUGCGAGCAAAGUGGCAAGCUUUCUGUCACGAUGUGGCGAGCUCAGACCGUUUGCAAAAGAUAGAUCAGUGGCGCAAGAUACAUUUCUCGCCGCAGGUGAUUCGCCACAAGCAGACAGGCGUGGGCGCUGGCUGCAUCUACGAGAGGCGUUGGGCACGAGAGGGACGGUGCAGCAAAGCCAGGGGGUCACACGACCAUGGCAUCAAUGCGAAUGCAUCCUUGAUUGGCGAUGCUCCUAUGCUAGCCACUUCUGCACCGCGAGCCAUUUCAGCGUGGGAGCCUAUCGCCAAUUCGACGAUCGAUCAGGACCAAGGGAGCUAGCUGCUGCUUGGGGGCCAAUGUCUUGCUCGACGCGGCCAAUGAUUUCGACGUUGUUAUUGGGCUCCACGCAGCUUCAUCCAGCCGCGAGAGGUAGGCUUGGAGCGCGGCUUGAAU